This is a messenger RNA of Penicillium expansum, 2574 nucleotides long. RefSeq lists its product as uncharacterized. The transcript is spliced from 6 exons. NCBI's taxonomy places the organism in Eukaryota, Fungi, Ascomycota, Eurotiomycetes, Eurotiales, Aspergillaceae. The record is from RefSeq and is a predicted model, not a curated record. Gene Ontology annotation, molecular function: protein dimerization activity. Bases 1 to 2574 code for a protein of 857 amino acids.
AUGUCUCAAGACACCGACCUCGCCUCGUCGUCUUUCCACGGUAGCUACGGUCUAGACCUCUUUCCGUCUGACCUAGAGUCCAGUCAGCAAACCAUUGAAUCAACACCAGCCUCCGAACUAUUACAUCCUAUGAUCUCCUCCUCCCUUGAGCGAUUCGGAAACGACUGGAUUGUUUACUCCGAAAUGAGCAAAGAGGAUUUUAUUUUCUGGUGGCUUCAAACUAUCCACGGAAAUGAGCUUCGUGAAAGGAAUAAGAGCUUCUGGGAUCGAUCCCGAAGUCAUUCAGAGGCAUGCCGCAAGUUGAAUGGAACUACCCCAAUGGCAAGGCAUCUCAGAGGAGAGAAGUGCCAGAGACUUAGCAAUCGGAUUGCCGGAAAUAGCUCUCUUCAAGAACUUUUUGCCCGCCAGGCGCGCGAUUAUCCAGCCCACGAGAAACGCGAGUCUUUUACAAAAGAACUAUGGCAGCAAGAUAUCCUCACAGCUAUUACUGGUCUACGACUCCCUUUCCUGAUCAUCGAAAACCCAUUAUUCCAGAGGUUACUUCAGCGAGCCCAGUCGUCCCCUUUGCCUCUUGAGUUCCCUUCGGCAAAAACAAUACAGUGCCGGCUUCGAGAUACAGUUCAGGAAAGACACCAAUGUGUACUCAAGAAGCUACCCGCCGAGGCCAAAAUGUCUAUUGCACUAGACUGCUGGACCUCGCCUUUUCAACAAGCAUUUAUGGCUAUCACUGGCUACUUUAUUGAUGAUAAAUGGAAAUACCGUGAGCUUCUCCUCGGGUUUGAACCACUUCAUGGGUCCCACACUGGCGUUAAUCUUGGUACCGUUCUUUUUGAGGUUCUUCAGCGAUAUCAAUUGGUUGAACGAGUGUUGGCUGUGACAACAGAUAACGCUUCAAAUAACCAAACGUUAGUAGGAAGAGUGCAUGAGCAAUUGGAGUCGCUUAAUAUCAGCACUACAACACCGAUUAUCCGAGUUCCAUGUAUUGCUCAUGUUAUUCAACUGAGUCUCAAGAGCCUUCUCGGUUAUAUGAAGCUUGAACCAGUGAAUGAGGCUACACAGAGAGAAUGGUCUGAAAACCAGUCCCAAUCCCUCCGUGCUAGUCAAAGGAAGGGUAUAAUUUCUACCCUUAGCAAGGUUCAGGGCCUAGCGGUUUUUAUUAACGCUAGCCCUCAGCGUCGUGAUACAUUUCGAAGUCUCCAGAUUAAAGGCUCAAAGCUUUUGCCAAUCCAAGAUGUCAAAACCCGCUGGAACUCUACUUUCCUGAUGCUUCGACGCGCAAAGAGACUACAGCUAGUGUUUAACAAAUACUGCUCUGAGAAUCAGUAUGCGCAGUUCACGUUAGACCGGGACGAAUGGCGACAAAUCGACUACCUACUGUGUUUGACCCAACCUUUUUUCCAAUUUACCACUAUUCUCUGCCAAACCAAGGAGGUGACUAUCCAUAUCGUCUUCGAGAUCUAUCACUCUCUUUUUGGGCAUCUUGAAAAAUCGAUACACCAACUUCAACAAAAGAGAGUCCCUUGGAAGCAAUCAAUGCUUUUUGCAAUUCUGGCGGGACAGGAAAAGCUUGCAGCUUAUUAUGGUAGCACGACUAAAGCCCAUGGUGAUCUUUACGCGAUUGGUACAAUACUUGCACCACAGCACAAAUUGCAGUUCUUUUCGCGUGACGAAUGGGCAGAGAAUAAGUUCGCAUCUCGUGAGAGAUAUCGACAAAGUCUUAAAGACUAUGUUCGACCCUAUCACGAGCGAAUGUCCAAUAGCCAAGCAUUCUCAAAUAGCCAGGCAUCAUUGGAUCAGGGUUCACAGCUCGCAACACUCAUCGCGCAGGUCGGUUCGAACCAAAAGCCAUUACCUCGCCACAAUAACGAGGUUGAGAAUUAUCUUGAGAGUGGCACUACUUCAAUUGAUCCAUGUUCCUUCUGGAAAGGCCAUCAGCAUAAAUUUCCGAUGCUCGCAAGCGUUGCACGAGAUGUUCUAUCUAUCCCUGCAACGGGUGCGGGCGUUGAGCGAUUGUUUAAUUCUGCUCGGGAUAUCUGUCACUAUCGUCGAGGAUCACUGAAGCCUACAACGAUACGGGAUCUGGUGAUGUAUAUGUGUGCAACUAAGUUUGACCUCGGGGAGGAAGAAUUAGAAACCUUUAGGCAAUCCUUCUCGAGGGAAGAGAGAGAAACGGCGGAUGAAGAGAAGGAUGUCCAGCAUCCACAAGAAAAUCUUGAUCCUAUCAGCGAUGACGAGGAGGAUCCACGGAUUGAAUCUAGGGAAGUUGAAAUCAAUGCACAUGUGGCUACUGGGCUUAAUUCUGGCCGGGAGCAGUUGGAUCUUUUACAGGGUUCUUCUAGCGAGGGAGAAGAGGUUUUAGGAAUUACCAGAGGAUCGGGUGAUGAUGAUGAUGGUGAGCAUCCUUUACCAAGGGAUCACUCCCUAAAGCGCUCAUCAGGGAGAGACGUCCAGGUGGGCGGACGGGGGCCCCUCGGCCCGCCCACUGGACACCAAAAAGGUGUCCAAACCCGCCCAUGGACCGGUUUGGACAUGUCCAUCGAUGGGUCAAUUGGACUUUGGCGAGGUCUACCCUGA